AUGUCAUCUUUGACUCACCGAGGCCGGCGGCGGGGUGCUGAGGUUGGCAAGAACUCUGAAAAGGAGUUGGAAGGUGAAGAGGACUCCCACCAAGAUAGAUGUCUGGAUGCGGAUGACUCCGGGGAUUCUAAGGAUAUCCGCCUCAACCUUAUGGAAGAGGUGUUGCUCCUGGGCCUGAAGGAUAAGGAGGGUUAUACAUCCUUCUGGAAUGACUGCAUUUCAUCUGGGCUCCGAGGAGGCAUCCUGAUAGAAUUGGCCAUGCGAGGUCGGAUCCAUCUGGAGCCCCCCACCAUACGGAAGAAGAGACUACUAGACCGAAAGGUGCUGCUAAAGUCAGAUAGUCCAACUGGCGAUGUGUUAUUGGAUGAAACCCUCAAGCACAUCAAAGCCACAGAACCAGCAGAAACUGUUCAGACGUGGAUAGAACUACUCACUGGUGAAACAUGGAAUCCCUUCAAGCUGCAGUACCAGCUGAGGAAUGUGCGAGAGCGGAUUGCCAAAAACCUGGUGGAGAAGGGCAUCCUGACCACUGAGAAGCAGAACUUCCUGCUGUUCGACAUGACCACCCACCCUGUGACCAACACCACCGAGAAGCAGCGACUCGUCCGGAAGCUUCAGGAGAGCGUUCUGGAGCGGUGGGUGAACGACCCCCAGCGCAUGGACCGCAGAACCCUGGCGCUCCUGGUGCUGGCCCACUCCUCAGACGUGCUAGAAAGCGUCUUCUCCACGCUGGCAGACGACAGGUACGACAUAGCUAUGAAUCGAGCCAAGGACCUGGUGGAGCUCGACCCCGAGGUGGAAGGAACAAAGCACAGUGCCACGGAGAUGAUCUGGGCUGUGCUGGCGGCCUUCAAUAAAUCCUAGAGCCAGCAGGCGGGUUCUUCCUUUCCCCCUGCUGCUGAUGACCACCGGAGACCACACCACUCUGUUCAUGUGAUGAGGUGUUUGUUUGGGAGCUGGUUGAUUUUCAUCUUUUUUUUUCCUUCUCUUGGACCAAAUUCUUGGUGAGUAAGGGAGCAAUCUCAGGGCAUCGCCAGAGGCCUUGACAUGAUAAAUGAAGACUUGCCACUUUUCCCAACAUAUCUUAUCCAGUGGAAGAGAAGGAGUUCAGCACCCUACUCUCCUUUUGUAGCUUGCCCCUGUGUCUUGGACAACUAUAGCCAGUCAGAUGGGGCUCAAACGCUUCAGCCUCAGAGAGUCAGGCAGAAGUGAAUAGAGCAAGCUCUUCAUUUUUCUAAAACCUUUGUCCCAUCUUAAAUACAUAGCUCACUCAAGUCCUUUGUCUCCUGGACUCUCUCAGCAUUCUGUAGUUUAUUAUAAAGUAGCAUCCUACUCGGGUGAAGGGCAGAAAUCAAAACCAGUUUUUGAAGCAUUUGAGAUGUGGUAUUUGUGUAUCCCUGUUAUGCUGAUGUUUUUCCCAUCUUUCCAUUUUCAUCUUAAAGCAUGUCUAAAACCUGCCAACCUGGUCAAUAAUAUUUAGAGACGAGAGAUAAAUUUUCAGACUCCCUCUUAUUCUAUUUCACUCAUCCCCAGGUCAGAAACCAAUUUAAAAUUUUAUCUCCUAACUACCUCCUCUAUGCCUUGCAGGAUUGGAAAUUGUAAGAGGGAAGAGAUGAACAUUCCUACCCCUUACCACAAGGUUAUUCUGGUUUUCUUCUUCCCCCUGUGCCUGCCAGUGCUUUUUAUGUAUUUAUUUUGGCUUCAACUGACGAAGCUAGAACUGAAAUUGCUUUUGGAACACAGUCUCCUGAGUUCUAAGAAAGUGUGUAGGCAUUGGGUCAUUGAUGGUGAACCUAUGUCAUGUGUGCCAAAGAUGGCACACAGCACUCUCUGUGGGUAUUCCCCCCCCCCCCCAGCUCAUUACUAGACAGGCAGAAGGAGCCUGGCUGAGGACAUUUCUCACAACAUCCACCCCUCUGCCCAGCAGCCCAAUGGGAGUACUUCCUCCCUCCCCUGUCUGGGGUGAGGGUAGGGCAGGGUAUACCCGACAUGCUGUCUCUAAAAGGUUUGCCAUCACUGCUAGGUCUUCAUUGACACUAUGAGGCUUCUUGACCCAGAAGGGGAGAGUCACUAGACUCCAUGUUAUUGUCCGGGUUAUUAUGGCUAAUGAUAACCGGGGUCACUUAAUCUUCAAACCUCAACUGAAUUUCUAACAAAAAAGGUUUUCUGUUUUCAACUCUGUAAAAGAGGCAAGGAGAGCCUAUAGUAAGGGCUUCUCAUAGGGAUUCUAUAGCUGAUGAAAGGAGAUUUGGUAUUAGAAAUACAGCUCCCAGGAACAAAUUUAGCCAAUGUUAGAAAUCCACCCAUCCCCACACACUCAGAUAAGCACUGCCUCCCCACUAAGACUAGACCGUACAGUCUGUGAGUGGCCAGGCCUCCCAGUUGUUCUGGAGCGAACCUCUUCAAGGCUUGUUCUCCUGCUUCUUCCUGCUCCACAACCUGGCUGUGGUGACCACAAAUAUUACCAAAUGAACAUGUCUUAGUUUUCCCUUUAUGGCUUUAAAUGGCUGAAGGCAGAUUGUCUGUAAUAAUAGUGAAACUAGGCAGAACUCCAAAUUUGCUUUUCUUGAGACAGAAGGCCAUGUCCCUGGAAACCCAACCUGGCUUUACUUUUCUUUGUCCUUUGAAUGAUUCAUGUGCAUGAAAACCAGGUUGUUAGAGGUCAAGUUGAGUUUGGUUCUUGUCAGUCAUUAUUUUCACUACUUCUCUCAAAAAGAUGGGAGAGGCCAAGUGUAAGUCUCCGUUGUGUACACUGCCAGUCAGCUUCCCUUUCCCUGCCUAUGGCCAUUGCCUUUGUUCAAUAAAGUUUGUAUUCUUGGCU
Molecule: messenger RNA, 2821 nt
Organism: Gracilinanus agilis (Agile Gracile Mouse Opossum)
Lineage: Eukaryota; Metazoa; Chordata; Mammalia; Didelphimorphia; Didelphidae
Gene: GOLPH3L
Product: golgi phosphoprotein 3 like
Exons: 4
Coding region: 1-864 (287 amino acids)
Biological process (GO): retrograde vesicle-mediated transport, Golgi to endoplasmic reticulum; Golgi organization; Golgi to plasma membrane protein transport
Cellular component (GO): cytosol; Golgi cisterna; trans-Golgi network
Molecular function (GO): phosphatidylinositol-4-phosphate binding
Source: RefSeq, a predicted model, not a curated record